AUGAAACAAAAAACCCGAAGAUGUGAGACUAUAGUUGAUGGACGAGCCAAUCAGAGGCGUUUGAGGAAUUUCAAGGUCACGGCGUCAACUUCGCUUUACCUCAAAAGUGAUAAAGUUCAGAAGCGAAUGACUGAAAGCUCACAUUCAUGUACCGGUCACACAGUUUUUCACCAAGAUUUAAGUGAAAUGGAUUUUGAGAGAGGGAUUUGGGGUGCUUCCACACGUGGUGAUAUUGAUCGCGUUCGGAAAUUGUUAGAUAAACAUAUAAAUGUUAAUAUACCAGACAGUUAUGGGUACACAGCUCUGCAUUAUGCUGCUAGAAAUAAUCAUAUAGAUAUUUGUAAUGUAUUAUUAGAAGCUGGGGCUGAUAUUUUCGCCAAGACAAGAAAUGACGGGGCUACACCUGCACAUCGAGCGGCGUAUGCAGGACAUCUUAAUAUUUUAAAACUGCUUGUCGGCAAAGGAGGAGCACCAGUUUUAGAAUCUCGUGAUAACUAUGGUAGGAACUGCUUGCAUCACGCGUACCGGGGGAAACAGAAAAAUACAAUAGAUUGGUUGUUGGAGAGCUAUCCUAAUCUGUCUAGUACUAAAGACAACAAUGGUCUUCUUCCUGACUCCGUUGGCCACUGUGUACAUUCAUCGCCACAUACUUUAAAACUGAUGGUUGAAUUGUUGCCGUAA
Messenger RNA from Schistosoma intercalatum, 681 nucleotides. The record is from the annotation of a GenBank genome assembly. NCBI's taxonomy places the organism in Eukaryota, Metazoa, Platyhelminthes, Trematoda, Strigeidida, Schistosomatidae.